Molecule: messenger RNA, 1673 nt
Organism: Camellia sinensis
Lineage: Eukaryota; Viridiplantae; Streptophyta; Magnoliopsida; Ericales; Theaceae
Source: RefSeq, a predicted model, not a curated record
CUCACGGUAGAAACUGCCUUUUGGGACCGUUCGAAAGCAUAAGAAGAGCUCGGGACCGUUCAUUCACUCUGGAAAAACAAACCCAACAACAACUGUUUUGCUUUUCUUCUUCAACUACUCGAAGCUUCUCAAUUUGAGGCAGACCCACUUUUGCAGAGACCGCUUUUGCAAGAUCAAUUUGUGGAUUAUUUGUUGGUUUUCUGGGUUGAAUCAAUUGUUGCUUGAUUUGCGGGUUUUUUUCGGUGCAUGAGAAGAAGGGCUUGCAUUAAUUCUUGGAUUUGAUCAGCAAAAUGCUCAGAAAGAAAAGUGAUUCCCAGGUUCACAAAGCGCUUCAGAGACUCUGCCGCAAUUACGGAUGGUCUUAUGGUGUUUUUUGGCGCUUUGAUCACACAAAUUCCUUAUUGUUGACUAUGGAAGAUGCUUACUAUGAAGAGCAUGUUGGGGUCAUUAUCGACAACAUGCUUCUGCAAGUCCACGUCCUCGGCAAUGGAAUUGUUGGCCAAUCAGCUUUUACUAAUACGCACCGAUGGAUGUUCUCUGAUGCUGUAGUUUCUAUUGAUAAUCAUGAUAUGAUCCAGGAUAAUUCCGAGAUUCAUCACCAAUUUUCCUAUGGAAUAGAGACAGUUGUUCUAAUCUCUGUGGAACCACGAGGGGUGGUACAGUUUGGAUCUACCCAGAAGAUUCCUGAGAGUAUGGAAUUUGUGGAUCAGACGAAAAGAUUGUUUCGAGAGAUAGAAAAUGGUGAUAUGGUCUUUUUACCAGACAACAUCCCUUCAUCUUCAAACAGUGAAAUUUAUGGUAUGAGCGGAGGGUUGUUUGCUUCCUUAAUAUCAUCUGGAAAUUCCAAUCCCGGGAAUUUGAAACCUAUUGAUGAUGCCAAUUCUAAAAAUUAUGUGGCAACAACUAGUUCUUCAGCAGAUCUUCCAUGGUUAUCCCCAUUCACUUCUGACCAUGGAAGGACACACUCAUCUCAUCUUUAAAAUCAGUUGCAAAUGGCUACCACAGAAGCUCCACUAGUACAAUCUACCACUUAUUGCUCUGCUGCCCCAACACCUUGCAUUAGUACAUGGAGUAGUGGACAGUCAACUCUGACUUCAUUUGAGCAGCAACUGCUAUCUUCUAGUAUGGCUUACCUCUCUCUCUCUCUCUCUCUCUCUCUCUCUGUAUUUUUGAAUACUUGUGCAAACUGUCCCAGUUCAAAGCAAAAAAAAAAAAAAAAAAGUAAUGCAAGUGUGUCAACUGCAAUAGGCUAAAACCAUUCAAUUGCUGUGGCCCAUGUUUUUCUUUAGCUUCUGCUUUAACUUGUUCAUAGUAGCUUUUAUUUUUGGUAAUUUGUUCAUAGAUUAGAUUGAAGCUGAUAAACCAGUAAAAGGCUAGCUGCUAACCUCUGUUCUCUGGGCUUUCCUGUCCUCAUUUCACUAAUGCAAUAAUCAUACUUGUGCCCUCUCUGUCUCUCUCCCUCUCUCUCUCUCUCUCGUGGAUUUCUAUAGUUCAUAUUUUGUGGGCAAUAAUUCAUUAUGAAGUGUGUUGUCUUUGUUUGCAGUUUGAUUUUAGAUUUAUUGCAGUUUGAUUUCAAUGAUUAAGAGCAUUGGGGUUUGAAUGGCUUUCCUUUUGAAAUUUUGAUACUCAACUUUCGAAAUUUUGAUUAAAUUUUAGUUUCUGUUUUACAUGUC